AAAUAGUCCACUGUUGAAGAGCUUUUGCGGUGUGGUAAAGCUCGCGCUUUUGGCUAGUUGUAAUCGCACCGCUGGAGCGGCAAGACACAAUAAGAAUUGUUCUGGGCGAGCAGUAUAAACCAGAUUUCCAAUCACUACCUUAAGGAAAGGCCUGCGUUCUCUUUGUGCCAGUGUGUUUGUAAUUAAUUAAUCGUGCAAUCAUGAGCAAACAACUGAUCCGAAAUGUUCGUCAAAUGAAAAAACUGCUGUCCAUGCCCGCUGCGAACGCCGCCGUAGGCUCGCACAACAACUACUUCACCUAUGUGAAUGAGCUGUCGCAUCCGCUGCCACGCGAGCCGCCAAUUGUGUCGCCCGAGGAAGCUGUGGCCUGCAUCAAGUCUGGUAACACCGUCUUCGCGCAGGGUGCUGCUGCCACGCCUGUGGCAUUGCUGAAUGCAAUGUCACAGCACGGCAAGUGCAACAAACUGGAGAACGUGACGGUGUGCCAUAUGCAUACGGAGGGACCCGCCGAGUACUGCAAGCCCGAGUACGAGGGCAUCUUCCGCUCGAACUCCUUCUUCAUGGGCGGAAAUGUCCGCAAGGCCGUUGCCGAGGGGCGUGGCGACAAUAUGCAUAUCUUUCUGCAUGAGAUUCCUUUGCUCUUCUCCAAGAAACUGGUGAAGCCCGAUGUGGCCUUCAUCCACGUGUCGCCGCCAGACAACCACGGUUUCUGCUCGCUGGGCACCAGCGUCGACUGUGUUCGCACUGCGUUGCUGCAUUCCAAGAUGAUUGUUGCUCAAAUCAAUCCCAAUAUGCCUCGCACCUUUGGCGACUCCAUCAUCCACAAGUCGCACUUCGAUUUCGCCAUCCAGGUGGACGACAAACUUCCUCAGCACGGCACCGGCGAGCUGUCGGAGGUGGAGCAGAAGAUUGGUAAAUUGAUUGCCGAGAACCUGGUGAAGGAUGGCGCCACACUCCAGAUGGGCAUUGGCAACAUUCCGGACGCUGUGCUGAACUCACUGCACAAUCACAAGGAUCUGGGCAUCCACUCCGAGAUGUUCGCCAACGGCGUUGUCGAACUGGUCAGGAAAGGCUGCGUGACCAACAGCAGAAAGAGUAUGCACAAGGGUCGCAUCGUUGGCUCCUUCCUGAUCGGCAAUCAGGCCCUUUACGACUUUGUCAACAAUAAUCCUUUCAUCGAGAUGUUGGCCAUUGACUAUGUGAACAACACGAGCAUCGUCAAGCAGCAGCCCCGCAUGACGGCCAUCAACAGCUGCAUCGAGGUGGACUUGACUGGCCAGGUGUGCUCGGAUUCGAUUGGCACACGCUUCUAUUCAGGAUUCGGCGGUCAAGUGGACUUCAUUCGCGGUGCAGCGGAAGCCCUCGAUGGCUUGGGCGUGCCAAUCAUAGCGAUGCCAUCGACUACCAACAAAGGAGAGAGCAAGAUUGUGCCAGUACUUAAGUCAGGAGCUGGCGUUGUUACCUCUCGUGCUCACGUGCACUACUUGGUCACCGAGCACGGCAUUGCCUCCCUGUUUGGCAAGAAUGUGCGCCAGCGCAUGUACGAACUGAUUCAGGUCGCCGACCCUAAGCACCGCGAGGCGCUGGAGAAGGCAGCCUUCGAGCGGCUUAAGGUGAUGCCCAGUCCCGCCUAAGCCUCACAGCCCCAAACACCGCAAUUAAUGGAAGCCGCGACGGGAACAGCAAUUGCAACUGCUAGUGCAACGUCUAAUCCUGGCUGAAGAUAUUUUGAAUAUGAAAUUAGAAUGGCUAAAGACAUUCAAUUUUCUACAUCCGGAACUUUUCAUCUGUAUGGCUAAGAAAAUCAACUAAGUGAAAAUCAUUAAAGGAAAUGUUAACUUUGUAAAUUGUAA
Drosophila navojoa is the source of this 1853-nucleotide messenger RNA. RefSeq names its product succinyl-CoA:acetate/propanoyl-CoA:succinate CoA transferase. Gene Ontology annotation, molecular function: acetate CoA-transferase activity. NCBI's taxonomy places the organism in Eukaryota, Metazoa, Arthropoda, Insecta, Diptera, Drosophilidae. Gene Ontology annotation, biological process: acetate metabolic process. The record is from RefSeq and is a predicted model, not a curated record. Gene Ontology annotation, cellular component: mitochondrion.